Messenger RNA from Plasmopara halstedii, 531 nucleotides. RefSeq lists its product as uncharacterized. NCBI's taxonomy places the organism in Eukaryota, Oomycota, Peronosporomycetes, Peronosporales, Peronosporaceae. The transcript has a single exon. The coding region runs from base 1 to 531 and encodes 176 amino acids. The record is from RefSeq and is a predicted model, not a curated record.
AUGGUAGGACGAGGUCCGUGGCAUCUUGGGCAAGGCCCUUCUGAUGUGCGUGGAGUGGUUCGUUAUCCACUGGACGAAGACUGCGGAAAUAGCAGCUUUUUGUCGGAUGCUGUUAGUGAUAUCAAGGCUCCGAUAGAGCAGGAUGUGGGGACGCUGGACGAGGCCGAGUGCGUAUUCCCGCUGGUCUUGAUGAGACGUAAAAUCUCUGGAGAGAGGAAGACGGCGAAGCCGUAUGAUAUCUGCAAGACGCAGGGUGUCGACCCUGACCCAGUAUGUGUCAACGGUAGACAAAUUGCACAGCUAUAUACUUUUGUCAACGGUAUGACGGGAAAGGAAGACGGCGACGUCACCCUCGAGGCCAUUCUCGCGGUGGAUGCUUUUCUUGACAUGGACGAGAUGUCCUUCGAAGAGUUCGGCGUUGCCUUGAAGGAAAACAAUUUUGCCAGUAUGGCCAUUAUGAAACCGAUCAAGGAGAUUAACUCGUCGUCGCUUCUGGAUGAUGCUGAUGCGAAGCGGGUCCUUAACGCAUGA